CUACCUGUCCUCCAGAUGCCGCCUCGUCCUCUCGUCCCGCCCACAGUCUCCCGGCGACUUCGCACGUCGCCUCGCCGCACGUCGCCCCGAGCCGCCUCACGUCGUUCCGUUUGCACGUCUUUCCGCCCCGCGUUUCCCCGCCCCACGUCUCACUGCCAACCUCAGCCCGCCUCGCGUCACCCGGUAGGCCGUCGCUCGGCUGAGAUGUGGGCGGCUCUCGGCGGGGCCGGGGGUCUCCAUGUGGGGCUCCUUCUGGGCGGCGCUCGAGGCCUGCACAGCUCGCCUGUCUCCUGCGGCAAGAAUCUACUCAAGAAAUUUGCUUCGAAAACCAAGAAGAAGUUUUGGUAUGAAGGUCCUUCCUUGGGCUCUCACUUGACUCACAAGCCGUCUCAGUUGGCAUCCCUGACAAAGAGCACCUCCAAGAGAGCCAGGAGGGAAGACCACGUGCGCCUGAGGGCCCUGAACGGCCUCCUCUACAAAGCGCUGACUGAGUUGCUGUGCACCCCGGAAGUGAGCCAGGAGCUCUGCGACUUGAAUGUGGAGCUCUCCAAGGUCUCUCUGACUUCAGACUUCUCCACCUGCCGCGUGUACUGGAGGACGACUGUCUCUGAGGCUCAGAACGCAAACGUGGGGGCCGUCCUGCAGAGGAGCGCUGCGCACAUGAGGCACCUUUUGAUGUCCCAGCAGACCCUGAGGAACAUGCCGCCAAUAGUGUUUGUUCAGGACAAAAGAAAUGCAGCUGCAGCGGAGGUUGAUCGGUUACUGGCAAUCGCUGAUUUUGGGCCCCCGGAUGAAAAAGACUUUGAGCAAAAUGAUUUCAGCGCCCCCGAGGCCCUGGACACUACAUCGCCACGUGGUACCCUGGGCCCUGCCGCACCAUCAAGUCUGUGUGGGAUCGACCACGAAGCUCUCAACAAGCAGAUCCUGGAGUACAAAAGGAGGAGAGAGAAAGGGUGUGGGGGCACGGGCCCAGCGUGGCUGGAGCCCACGGCUGAGCUGAUGAGGAAGAGGAAGGCCGGGCCCUGCGUGGACGACGACCUCCCGCCCAAGGACUGCCUGUGGGAGACGGGGAGUGACGGGCCCCUGGACGGCGGGGCCCUUCCCGAGGAGCACACCCCAGGACGCAAGGGGGCUCCAGGGGCAGAGCGGGAACCAGAGGCAGAGAGAAAGGAUCGCAGGUCCUGACCCGCUCCCAUGAGCACACAGAGACUCGUGCUGCUGGUGCCCCCCGGGAUGCCCUCAUGCAGGUGCAGGCUGAGCUGUGCGGGUGUCACCUCUGAGCCCUUUAGGCCUAUUGCUGUGCUGCAGUGAGAGAUGGGGCGAGGCUGUGGAGAGGGUGUGAAAUCUCUUAAGUCAAUGGCGUGCGGUCUGCCAUCCAUAUUUGGGGUCCCAGGCUUGCAUGUUUGCUUGCUCACUAGAGUUUGUCCACGGCCCCCCAGAUCCAUACUUGUGGCACUUUCAUGGUCGUUCUCGGACACGCACAGACCAGUGGGAUGCACAUGUGGCCUGUGGUCACACCAGGCACUGCUCUGUCUGCUUUGUUCAUCUUGGGCUGUGAAUAGCCACCCUCUCUGAUCGGGUUAGCGCCACGUUAGUGCCUUCUGACAGAUUUCACUCAUGGUGCCUAAGUGCAAGAGGCCGUGAUGUGUCUCCUAGAGAAAGCACGUGUUAGAUGAGCCUCGUUAGGAAAUAAAUAAUCAUUUAAUUCUGACACAGAAACGUUGUCCUGGGCUUGGGGCAUCUCCAUUUCCCAACUAUCAUUAACCUUGAAACACUGAAAAUGAUAAAGUUCAGAUGAUUGGAGAAAGGUACACUAUUAAGCUAAAGCAAGGAAACCUGUAACGUGGCUUUUCAGGGAGUGUAAUUUCCCUGCUUGUAAACUGUUUCGGGAAGGAAAGCGUUGUCUUGCCUCUGCAGCAGUGGCAAGCCCCAAAUGCCACUUUCCCUGUCGGCAUCUGGGACCAGGAGUGAUGCCCCAGCAGGGGUAUGGCACCAGGAAGCUCCGUCUCUGCCGGGACAGUGGCCCCUCUGAAGGGACGGCAUCACGGGCCGCCCUGUGGAUGCUCCAGGCAUGUUGCUGUUUGAGUGGUGCUUGUGGGGUCCUGCCCUGGAAGGGUGCACGUAGCCUGUGUGUGGGCUGUUUCCAUUAGGAGUGUGGGUUGCUUACACAGCCUCUUAUGACCAGAGAAGAAAUGUCCAGAGGGAGGAUUGACCUGUGUUAAAAUGUGCACGGGAUGUGUCCUGAUCAGGUGUGGUAAGAUGACAGAGUUGGAAACUGCUACCUUGAAAGAAGAGUUCUUGACUCACAGCUCCUGAGAGGAGGGGUGCACCACGCUGCACGGGGCCCACGAGGAGCGCCAGGGUCUGUCAGCAGGCCGAGGGUGAGGAGGAAGCGUGGCUGAACCUGUCUCGAGGCUCCUGGAGGACGGAGUGGGCCAGGUAGGGUGAGCACGUCUGGGCAGGCCUGGGGUCGGACAGCUUGGUCAUUUCAGCAGGCUCCGGGCUCUAGGGGUGGCUUCCAGUUGUCCAGUCCCUGGCCCUGGGGUGACUUCGGGCAGAGGAGACACUGGCCGGGGAGGGCUCGGGCUUGGCUGGUUUGCGUGUGAGUGGUGCACUCACAGGGAGCUAGCCAGCUUGCGGAGGGGUCUCUCCCCAGCCCACAGGCCCCCAGGAUGUCAGAACAUUACAGAAAAUAAACACUGUGGUUAAUACCCGACAGCACUGAGCAGUCUUCUCCACUGACUGCGUCUGGGCGUACACUGCAGAAAGUGCCCAGAUCCCAAACUGCGAGGGGCAAGCGUGGCGGCAGGCGAUGAGUGCGCCGGCCCCGUGACUGCAAGAAGCCGGGGCCGCAGGAGAGGCGGGUGCACGACGCCGCUUGCCCUUCCUCCUGCCUGCGCCCCAGCCUGAGCUCUCUAUGAAGUUAAGGGGCAGGAGCAGGAGUCUUGUGCUCAGACCAGGAGCUUUUGGGUUUGCUCCAUACUCUUACAGGAAGGAGUUACAGUGGUUUGUAAGGGUACAAGAUGGGCCAGGAGUCAGACAGACGAUGUGAAAGGAAGGAGCCUGGGACAUGACCCUGGAUGUCCUCCACAGUCCCUGGAAUGCCGGUGCUGGGACGGCUGAUCCCUGACAGCCCUGCACCUGCCCCAGGCACCUCACCACAAGUGCAGAUGCCGUCUAAUAGCUGCAGGCACGCUGCACAUUUGAUGUGAAAAGAGACAAAACUGAAUACAGGAUGCACCCAGCUCACCUUUCGUUUCAUUCAAAGGGCAUAGAACUUUGCUUCCUCAGAGCACAUGGAAGGAGCUCCCAGGCUGCUGGACACGUGGAGCUGGGGAGUGGCCGCUCAGAGAUGGGGGGAAGCUCAGUGCCCUUCCUGGUCCCUCGCCCUGUGCACCUCUUCCAACUGGCUGUUCCCGGGUUACAUCCUGUCAUAGUAAACCAGUGACCUGCAGGUGGAGCUCAUUAGCAACCAGAUGUCCUACAACUUAAACUUACUGAAGACAGAACAAAGGGACUCUGACUAUGGAUAUCUUAGAAAGGGCCCUCUGAGCAGCCAAAGAACAAAGCUGAGGAUGACCGAAUAUUAAGCAUGUGAAAACAGCCAAUAGGAAAGAAAAAUUGACAGUCUUCCAGGGGAGCACUGCCCACGAAAGUUACUUUUAGUCUUGAAAAACUUCAUGUUCUUCAAAAGGGUUUUUCUACCUUGAGUUUUCCUCUGAUGUCUUGGCCUUCCAAGUCCUAUCAGUAAAGUUCAGAAUACCUAAAAUUUUCUUACGGCAUCUUCUGUUCAAGAAUUUGUGAUACGUAUAGUUUUCUGUUGUUUUUUUUUUUAAUAAAAAGAGUAAGUAGUUUUCAUCAUAUGUUUUAAAAAGCAUAUUCAAGUCAUCACCAUCAAAACUGUGACGUAUCUAAGCUCUAGAGUAAAAGAUGGGGAAAGCCUGAGCAAGUGAACUGCCCCAUCGUCUACCUGCCUGUGGGCUCGACACCAGCCUGUUGAGACGUGUGGACACCCGUAUCCGAAGGUCGCGUUUCAGAAUUUGCUCAACACUUAAUUGAAGGUUAUCAAAGCUGUGUAGAAUGGAACACUGGAAAGAAUAAUGCAUCAUGUGACAAAGUAGAGCUCAAAUUUGCCUUUUAAAGACAUCUAUCAGAUGAAAUUUGACAGGAAUACACACAAACUCCUGUGUUUGAGAUUUAAAAUAUUAAUAAGCUACAGGAUUGUGGGUUAGGUGAAAAGGGUCUGGUGGUCCCACUGAGUUCUGGCUGAGCUGAGGCGGGCACGCUGCUGAGGCUGUGGAUGGGAGCUGCGGCUUGGCGGGGGUGGCUGUCACUCUGGCUCCGGACCCUGGAGCCGAGUUUAAACAGGACUUCGAUGGUAGGGGACGAUGCCCUGGGAAGGGUUGGCUAAUCCUGUUGUGAGACACGCAGGGGAAGCUGCAAGGUUGUUCCGUGGUAGAGGGGAGCUGAGACCAAGACCGGCAGCAGCAGCUGAGGAGGAGGCCUGAGCUCCCCGCCUGGGGCACCUGCAGCUCCCCACUUGUCACCCGCCUGCAGGCUUCUCUCCAGGACCCCUCAGCACAAGAGGCCACUCAAGCCACAGCCCUGUGGGCAGGGUCCACGCUUGCGCACAGCCUCCCCUCCCGGUGCCUCACUGCGCUUGCUCCUGCGGCUGCAUCAGGGCUCACGCUCGUCCCGCUGCUCCCGCCUCUCCUGGUGAAGAGCCCACAUGCCCAUAACCCAGUCCCCAAGGCCCUGAAAUGUGAGCGUCAGCCUCUCGGGGAGAGCCACGGUCCUCGAGACCUGCUAGGCAAGAGUGAAGCACGUGUCGAUCCUCCAGCAGUGGACUGCUGUUCAGGUUUGCCCCAAAGUCGAAGGCAGACGUUCUUGCUGCUCAGAGGAAGGAGAAGACAAGCAGCAAACGCAGGAGUGGCUUUGAGGCUCUUUCUCACCCUGUGCCUGAGAAAAGCAGAGAAGAAACAGAUGCGGAGCCAAGAAACCAGACAGGCAUUGGGCAUUAGGAUCACUGGAAAAAAUCCGGGUUUGAGGGUGAGUGGCAGAAGCAGAAAGAAGACAAGACACGAUUCUCUGCAUACAAGGAGGGUGGAGCCCCGGGUCAUCCAGGUCCGACAAGCGGAAGAGGCAAUGUGCUGCAGAGAAGGGCUUUCCAGCCAUUUGACUCUUAAACCUGCCACCCUAGGUUCAGUGCUUGGAUCUGACACUUGGUGGCGGAGUGGCCUCUGCUCCGUUUUCUCCGUGGUCGGGAUACUGGUAGCAUCUACCUCAGAGGUCACUGGGAGGACUGCCUGGGUGGCACGUGUGGCAGCACUUAGCAGAGCCUGGCACAUGGUAUGUGCUCCACGAGUCCCAGUUCUCGAUGCUGCCUUCCUAGGGCUUUGGUUUCAGUGACAAGUAAAGGGACUGAGGGGGGCAGUUGGUUCCGUCAUGUCCUUUGGUGGAGAUGCACACAGUCUACCUCGUGAGGACGUGCAGAGCAGGACUGUAGGUGCCCCUGGCUGGAGCUGGCUGGGCCUCUGCAGGGUGGGCCCACAGACGUGACUGAAUUGUGCACGUGGCCAGGUUUUCAUGUCUUUGGGACAUGAAGAUGAAAGGAGGAGAUCAAAGUCUGCCUGUUAGAAGUGAAAUUUGUUGAUCAGAACCCAGAGCACCAAGGAUACACCUGAAGAGCCUUAUUUAUGCAAACAUCUCUGCAACCCCAAAAUAAACCCUGUUGGGAAAGCAGAAGCACAAACAGCCUUCUCUCUCAGGUUUUGUCUUUGGAACACGAGUACCCCUGUGUGGCUCUUCUGCAUUAAUUUGAAUACCGUCCAGCACUAGACUUGAAUAAAACCCGAACAGGAAGCUGAAUGCUGACAAGUUGUUUUCAUUCUGGAAAGUGAAGCUUAGUGUGAUUCUUAGGUGUGGACUCCUUAUACCCUCCUAUGUUGAGAUUCCCAAGCUGCGGCCACAGUCCACCCGGUUAAGCUGGUCAUGGGGUCUCAGGAGCCCCCUCGGAGGAGAUGGGACUCAGACAUCCAGGAUAAACAGUAUGGAGGAGAUGAAACGAUUCAACAGAGCAUCACACAGUCCAAGGCCAGUGGUCAACAAAGACCCACCAGGUCCCGUUAAGGACGUCUCUGUUUUGUUUCCAAACCUCCCCCCCCCAGCUUGGCUCGUUUGCAGGCCUCAAGCUCCACGUGCUCGGAUACAUUGCCUUGUGUUUCUGGGUGCCUCCUGGGCGUUUCUGAUGCUCCUGUCUUGCCAGACCGAGACCAGAACUCACACUCAUGCCCUCAGAGGCUGAAGAGAUGACGUCUCAGUUCUGCAUGAAAAUUCAUGGUGCUGCAGUAGCAUUCACGUUGAAGAAACAUGCCUUCUGCUUGCAUUGGGAGGAACCCCUGCUUUGCAGUGGUAACAGCACCAAACUGGCCAAGUCUAGUAGGAUGGCAGCAGAAUUCCAGCUUUCCUAGAUCUCGGGGCACCUUCCCUUUUUAAGCCCCCCCCUCCCCCAACACACACACUCUCAGUGCAGUGUCUUAGUGCAAGAGUCUUGGUAGCCUUCCCUGCCACCAGGCCUUGGUUUCUGAAACUCUGAAUCUUGGUGCGACGAGGGUCGGAGGCAGAGUGGAGGGAAUCAUGCUUCUUUCCCUUCUAGAACAGGAACUAUGCAGAUUGGCCCAUCUUCCAGAUUUCGGCCAUGCGAGGUGUCAGGAGUGAAUUCUCUGUCCCCCAGGUGCAGAGGGCAGAUGGAAGGUACUGUCACAUUCCCCUGGGGGUGGGUGCUUGGGUGCCCAACGACUCACCUCUAGAAACAUCCAAGCAGCAGCUUCUUUUCCCUGAGAAAACUUAAGCUCUGUCUAACCAGGCACUUUGCUGGCCAUGCUGUGUGGGAAGCAGUUCUGACUCAGCCUUUCACCGUCUCCCCUUACCCUCCGUGAAGUGCACACAGGUAAUCAGACCAGUGUUAAGAGAACUCCCUUCCCUUCACAGCUCUGAGGAAUCUUUGGUGGAAGAUGGAUGUGGGGCGUCUCAUUGUGCCACAGAAUCCAAGAUGGCAUGCAGUCACUGUACGACUGCUGCUGAGAUCAGAAUCCAAGUGUUCCUGGUAAAUGUGGAAGCAACCUAACUUACAUCUAUUUUUAAAAA
This is a messenger RNA of Orcinus orca (killer whale), 7146 nucleotides long. It is a transcript of the gene RBFA, whose product is annotated as ribosome binding factor A. The transcript is spliced from 8 exons. Gene Ontology annotation, biological process: rRNA processing. Lineage: Eukaryota; Metazoa; Chordata; Mammalia; Artiodactyla; Delphinidae. Bases 16 to 1185 code for a protein of 389 amino acids. The record is from RefSeq and is a predicted model, not a curated record.